This is a messenger RNA of Aphidius gifuensis, 2115 nucleotides long. RefSeq names its product leucine-rich repeat extensin-like protein 5. Gene Ontology annotation, molecular function: metalloendopeptidase activity. Gene Ontology annotation, biological process: proteolysis; extracellular matrix organization. Lineage: Eukaryota; Metazoa; Arthropoda; Insecta; Hymenoptera; Braconidae. The transcript has 9 exons. The annotation marks the transcript as partial. Gene Ontology annotation, cellular component: extracellular matrix. The record is from RefSeq and is a predicted model, not a curated record.
AAAACAUUUUUUGAUGAUUAUGAUUCUGAAGAUAAAGAUUCAAACCAAGGUUUUUCAUAUGAAGAAAAAAGUAGUCGAAUACCAAGACAACUAGAAGAAGAAGAUAUAAUAGAAAGAUGGGUCAAAAUUAAUAUUGGAGUUGAUUGUGACAUAAUUGACUUUCAUGGAGAACGUACUCAGCAAUAUAUUUUUACACUUUUUAAUAUUGUCAGUGAAUUAUUCAAAAAAAUUUCAACAAAAAUUGUAUUUAAAGUUGUUAUAAUGCGUAUGAUGUUAUAUCCUGAUUGUAAAGACAGUGCAAUAUAUGCUGGUGAGCCAAGAUUUUUGUUGUUUAGUGUCAACAAAUGGAACAGAAUGAUAUAUCAAAAUUCAAAAGAAAAACAUGAUAUGGCAGUAUGGAUAACUAAUUAUAAAAUAAGUGAAGAUGUUAGUUCUUCUCCAGGUGCAUUUAUGUGUCAAUGGAAAUGGUCAUGUUUACUAAUUGAGGAUGUAGGCUGGUUAUCAGCAAUUAAAAUAGCACAUGGAAUUGGUCAUUUAAUUGGAUUAACACAUGAUGGUGAUUUAACAUUCAAUAAUAAUUGUGCAUCAGAGUCUCUUCUUCAAACAACCGUUAUGUCAGAGGUCAUACCAGCUGUCAUGCCAAUUCCUGUAUGGUCUACAUGUUCAACUAAAGAAUUUAAUUCAGCUGUCUUAAAAUAUCAUUGUUUGGAACGACCACCAAGUAAUUUUGAGCACAGCUCAUUUUUAGCUGGUACAUUUUCAUUGGAUGCUCAGUGUCGAAUUGAAUUUGGUGAUGGAUGGAUGUUUUGCAGUAGAAUUGCUGUAAAUGAUCCAUGCAAAGAAUUAUGGUGCAAUAAAGCCUCUGGAAGUAGACGCAGUUGUAUGACCCGUCAAACUCCAACUCUUGAUGGAACACGAUGUGGACGAGGAAGAAAAUGCAUAAAUCGAAUUUGUGAAGAUGCAAAAAGACCAAUUAAUGGAAUAAAUUUAGAGCAACCAAAUCAAAUUCCUUCAACUUAUCAACCAUCAGGUCAGUUAUCACCGAUAGCUUUACCUUUGAAGCCACCCGGAGCCUCUUCUGGAUCAAUUUAUCAACCACCCCAAUCACCUCAACAGUCUCCUUAUCAAACAACUAAACCACCACCUUAUCAAACAACUAAACCAUCACCUUAUCAAACAACUAAACCAUCACCAUAUCAAACAACUAAACCACCAUCACCUUAUCAGACAACUAAACCACCAUCACCUUAUCAAACAACUAAACCACCAUCACCAUAUCAAACACCUGUACCACCAUCAUCACAUCAGCCAACUCAGCAAACACCCUACCAACCAGGUCAGCCACCUUAUCAACCAGGUCAACUUCCAUCACAACAAACAACUCAACAAUCACCCUAUCAACCAGGUCAAUCACCAUCACAACAAUCACCCUAUCAACCAGGCCAAUCACCAUCACAACAAUCACCCUAUCAACCAGGUCAAUCACCAUCACAACAAUCACCCUAUCAACCAGGUCAAUCACCAUCACAACAAUCACCCUAUCAACCAGGUCAAUCACCAUCCCAACAAUCACCCUAUCAACCAGGCCAAUCACCAUCCCAACAAUCACCCUAUCAACCAGGUCAAUCACCAUCCCAACAAUCACCCUAUCAACCAGGCCAACCACCAUCACCCUAUCAACCAGGUCAGCCACCAUCUCAACAAACAACUCAACAAUCACCCUAUCAACCAGGUCAACCAGGUCAACCACCAUCACAACAACCACCAUAUCAACCAGGUCAAGCAUCAUCUCAACAACCAACUCAGCAACCACCCUAUCAACCAGGUCAAUCACCAUCACAACAAUUACCUACUCAACCGGGUCAACAGCCACCAUAUCAGCCAGGUCAACAGCCACCAUAUCAACCAGGUCAACAGCCACCAUAUCAACCUGGUCAACAACCAUCUUAUCAACCAGGACAACAGCCACAGAAUUAUCAACAAUUAACUCAAACAGGAUCUUUUCCACCAGGCUAUCCAUCACCAAAUGGAUCUCCACCAAAUCCAGCUUAUAUGCAGUCUGGUAGUCCUAAACAACCAGCUACUCCUAAAAAAAAUUCAACAAAUAUAAUAUAA